Centruroides sculpturatus (bark scorpion) is the source of this 1047-nucleotide messenger RNA. RefSeq names its product signal peptidase complex catalytic subunit SEC11A. Gene Ontology annotation, cellular component: signal peptidase complex; membrane. The record is from RefSeq and is a predicted model, not a curated record. NCBI's taxonomy places the organism in Eukaryota, Metazoa, Arthropoda, Arachnida, Scorpiones, Buthidae. The coding region runs from base 228 to 761 and encodes 177 amino acids. Gene Ontology annotation, molecular function: serine-type endopeptidase activity. The transcript has 7 exons.
CGCGUCGUUAUAUUCGUUGGAUGGAAUGUCGUUCGAGUAAUGAAUAAUUAAUUCAAAUCCCGAACCAACGGCCGGAUUUUCAUCGGGCUAUAAAGUAUAUUUUUUGAAAUGUCCGAGAAGUUUCGGUGACGAGAGUAGCCGCCGGUCGAGUGACGUGGUUUAGCGGAUGGGAGAAAGACUCGAUUUAUAUUCUUUGGGUUUAUCGUAAUUUAUCGAAGAAAUCAAACAUGUUGGACUUUUUAGACGAUGUCAGACGGAUGAACAAGCGACAAUUGAUAUAUCAAGUACUUAACUUUGGAAUGAUAGUUUCAUCAGCACUAAUGAUAUGGAAGGGACUUAUGGUGGUUACAGGAAGUGAAAGUCCUAUUGUCGUCGUACUGAGUGGGAGUAUGGAACCAGCAUUCCAUAGGGGUGACUUGUUAUUUCUCACAAAUCAUAGAGAAGAUCCCAUUCGAGUGGGAGACAUAGUAGUAUUUAAAGUCGAAGGCCGUGAUAUUCCAAUUGUUCAUAGAGUCUUGAAGUUGCAUGAAAAACAAGAUGGAUCCGUAAAAAUUCUGACAAAAGGAGACAAUAAUUCAGUAGAUGAUCGAGGCCUUUAUGCUCCAGGACAAUUGUGGUUAGAGAAAAAAGAUAUAGUAGGAAGAGCUCGUGGAUUUGUUCCAUAUGUAGGAAUAGUUACAAUAUUGAUGAAUGAUUAUCCAAAAUUAAAGUACGCUGUCCUAGGAUUGCUUGGUCUUUUUGUACUCAUACAUCGAGAAUGAUGACCAAGAAUUGUUUGGGAAUGAUUUCUCAAGAUUUUAAGGCAUUCACAAAAAUGAUCGAACAUUUUAUUUAACAAUAUUACAGCAUUGUCUUCCUAAGUUGGCUACAUAUUACUUUUAAUUAAAAGUAUCAUUGGAGAAAAUUAUUUGUCAUUUUAUUAAGAGAGAUGUUUAUGUACUGUUAUAUUUUAUUAUUAUAUUUUCAUUGUCUGAAAAUAAUUUUGUAAAAGAAAAAAAAUUGAAAUACUUUCUUAUUAAAGUGAUUGCCUUGUUUUUUUUAAAGUCA